This is a messenger RNA of Ochlerotatus camptorhynchus, 6559 nucleotides long. RefSeq lists its product as uncharacterized. NCBI's taxonomy places the organism in Eukaryota, Metazoa, Arthropoda, Insecta, Diptera, Culicidae. The transcript has 9 exons. The record is from RefSeq and is a predicted model, not a curated record. Gene Ontology annotation, cellular component: nucleus. Bases 678 to 5903 code for a protein of 1741 amino acids.
GAAAAAUCGCGGCGGACAUUUUGAAGGCAAAAGUAAAUUUGAAGGAAAUUUAAAUGCGCUCGAAGUCAAGUUAAUAUUCGCCAAAACAGGAUUAGCUAAUGGUAAAUCGAUGCCGGAAAGUGCGAAGAUCUUGUGGUGCAUGUUAAUUUGUGCGGAAGUGAAGUAUUUAGGAUGAAAACUUGAACGUAAAAAUCUCCAGAGCUUGCUCGUCGCGGAUUUCAGUCGACGACGCAGAGGAUUUUUUCUCAUCUCUUCUCCACUCGCGCCCUGCUCUACUGUAUGUGUAUUGUGUGUUACAAGGCACUCGUCGACCAACUCAAUCAAUCAAACCGUGAAAAAGAAAAGACUUUUUGAGAACGGGAUAGCGUGAAAAAGUCGACCGUGUGACUCAAUCGUGCAGAGAAAAAAACAGUGGGACAAAGUUGGAACAUACCGGACCGGGCGGAACUUCGGAAAAGCAAGUUUUCUGUACUCUGCAUCUGGAAGUACCUGCUAAAAGAUAACAAUUCCGAUGGCCAUCUGUUUUCCUUCAUGAAUGUUCCAAUCUUUAACAACUCAAAUCAGCAAAGAUAUUGGAUGGAUGAAAUACCGACGAAGACAGCGUGUCACCUAAGCAGAUCAGCUAGCGACAAAAUCAUUGUGAGUUUGUUUCAAUUUUAAACACAUAUUUGCCUAAGAUGGAUCCAGUAGGUCCAUGGUCGUACACGUAUAAUCGACAACCGGGCACAGCCAGUGGAGAGUUCCACCACCACCUAGCGACGGCAGCCGCAGCCGGUGGUAUCGGACUUGCUACCCACAAUACAACCGUUGGAGUGCCAUCAACUACAUCUCAGCUGCUCCUGCAGGCAGCACAUACAACGUCCCUAGGGACCUCAUCGGGUCCGUUCAAUCCACCUGGUUUUCUGUCACCUCCGGGAGUCGGCUACGAUGGAGUGUUUACACCAUUGUUCCAUCCUGCCGCCAAUCCAAAGCCUGCACAUUAUAGCUCGACCAUUAACCAGCAUAGGGUGCUGGCUCAAGCCCAGGCUCAGGCAGCAGUGAAACAGGUCAGUGAUUCCGAAACUCUUCGAGACAACUACACCACACAACAAACCUUGGUCGCUGCUGCCCAAGCGGCCAACUUUUUCGAACAGCAACAACAACAGCAACAACAACAGCAGCAGCAGCAACAACAACAACAACAACAAGCAUCCAAUACCAGUGCAACAAGUAGUGGAUCCACAUCGGCUAGUGGUUCCUGGCAAGGGAAUCCAAGUCCCUUUGGCAUUAUGCCGCACGAAAAUGUAGUCCAGUCGAACCCUGCCACUUCAGCGUCAUCGAAGACCACUACUUCAACGUACGAGAACUUCAACGCACAUUUCACGAACUUGAACCAACUCAACUCACAGUUGGUUAGCAAAGCGUCAGCGCGAUCAGCAUCACCUGCGGUCAACAGUGGAAGUAGUAGUACCGGUACAGCCAAAGCGAGUACUAACUACUUUGCUUCAUCGAACACAAGCAGCAAUCAGCAGCAGUAUGGUGGAGUAAACGAAUCUCUAUCAAAUUAUUCCACUCAACAGCAACAAGCCAGCAAGCAGCAACUGGAUUACGGUAGUACUAGUAAGUCAUUGUCGUCCAACUCCGGUACAGGCAGUAGUUCGUCUUCGCUUCAGCAGACCUCUUCAUCUUCUUGCAUUGUUAUUACCCCGGUGUCCAGUUCUAUCAACUCCUCACCUUCCCUAUCAUCUCCUCCUGCCACAGCAAAGGAUUACAAAUAUCAGUCUCGUAUCAUACCAUCCCAAACGCCCCUUGUAAAUUCCUCUAUCGUCUAUGCGUCGCGUAAUCACAACGCCCAUCAUGCAACAGCCGCAGUCAGCAGUUUGACUGAUCCAAAAACUCGAUUGUUGUCGGCAGGUAUGCAAGCACAGCAGCAACAGCAACAGCAACAUCAGAUCCACCAUCAACAGCUACAGCACAAUGCACACCAUUUGCUGCAGAUGAACAGCUUCAUAAUACCACCAUCGGCUGCGUCGCCACCAACGGUACUCAAUAGUAGUAAAAUUGUACAAAAUAAAACCUCUAUCCAAUCGAAAGCGAUCGGUGGUGGAGGAGGCGGAGGAGGAGGAGGGGGAGGCCAAUCAGCCACGAUAAAAUCCGAUGGCCAACAUACUGUAAUUAGUCACCAACCCCAGUCAUCACCAAUCAGCUACUCGAUUACUGAUAGCAAUGGACGAGCGAGUAGUUCCUCUUCCUCCACAUCCUCAUCUGCUACGAGUGCUAAAUUAAAUAGUCCCAUUAAUCGUGUCAAUAACAGUAACAGUAGUAAUAUUUCUAGGAAUAAUAGUAACAGUAGUAGUAAUCAGCAGCAGCAAUAUCAACAAAACAGUGCCUCUAAUAGCUAUAGAACUAAUUAUAGUCAGUUGAACCUAUCUGGUAGCAGUGCUGAGUCAGUUGACUACGGCCGUAGCAACAAACAUGAGUCCCAUCAGCAGCAGCAGCAGCAACAACCACAGCAACAGUAUUCGAAUGGUCCCAUUGCUUCACUAUCUCGCCAUAAUAUGCCCCCAUCGCCAGCGGCUUCCGAUUACAGCAGCUCUUCGGGGACGAUAUCGAGGCGUGCUUCGUCACCUGGCCAUUCUCAUUCUCAAGCUUCCCCUUUAGGCCACGUGUCUAGUCCGGCUUAUCCCAUGUACAAUAGUCCCAUGGGUAAUACGCUCUCGUCCCCGCAGCAUCAUCCACAGCAUCAGUCCAACCUCCAAUCAACGGCAGCACGAUCGCCAUCAACCAACUUAUCUCGGCAGUCCCAAUCUCAGCAACAACAACAACAACCUUCCCAACAAGUAGGAUAUUCGUCUGUUAUAACACGUGCACAACAACCGCAGCAACAGCAGCAACAACAACAACAACAACCACAACCACAACAGCAGCAACAAUCAUCACAUAUAUCCCCGAUUCAAGUUCCUACGUUAAGUCAUUGGAAUAAUCGGUUACAGCCGGAACGAAAUGAUCCGAUGACAAUAGUGAAAAAUCUUCAGCAACCAAGUAUCAUUUCUCCGCCAAAUGAACGGCAAGUUGCUCCACCAGCAACUCCAGAAAAGACUGAAUCAAAAUCGAGACGGAAAAAGUCCGAUACACCAACUAGAAUCAUCCCAGUGGCUAGUGUGGCUAAUGGAGAAUUUAAUGUAAAUAACAACAUGACGUCUACGAACGCUAGUAGUGCGGUGGGCGCAACAAACAGUCAGGCAAGUACAAGCGGGACGAGUAGCGAAACAAGUAUGAAAGACAACAGUAAUACGCUUGAUUUUGACCGGUGGAAUUUGGCACCUCCACCGGCUGGGACUACGAAAAUGUUCUCCAAUAGUAACUUUAUACCUCAACCACCCUCCACCUCCUUCAUUCCUCCUCCCCAUCCGAUUUACUACCCUGCUUUCCAUGGUCCGAUUCCUCUGAUACCAAACGAGAUUAUUAACAACACCCUCGCGGCAGCGGUCAGCAGUAAUCUCGAUACUCCAACUUAUACCACUUUGCUCAGUGCGUCCGAUAGCACUAAUCUGACUACACCUGGUCGCGGAGGCGAAGACGAACGGCCUUCUACUAAUGCUGCAAACAGUAAUAAGGUUGUAGUCCCGAAUAUAGAGGAAGAACUUGGAUUUCUUGCAGAAAACUCGAGACAAAAUUCCCAACAGCAGCAAGGUACUUCCAAUGAUGGUGCCACGUCAGCAGCCUCUGGUAACAAUGGUCUUGCAGCUACACCAGCCAAGAAGUUUAACGUACCACCUAAGGAUUCCAAAGGCUUCAUGGGAAGCUAUCUGAAAUUUUUGCAGGGCGAACGAGAUACGUCUCCACCGCCGGCUAGCAGAAGCAAUCGGAAGACCACCUGGUCUCGACCGACGGGAAAUUCUGCUAAUGCAAACAAGAAUAAUGCUGCUAAUAAUGCUGCCAAUAAGCAAUCGGCUACUACUCAACAACCACAACAACCGCAGCAGCAGCAGCAACAACAACAACAGCAGACGCCUCAGGCUCAACAGAGUCAACAAUUGGCUCUUAAUGUUAGUAAUGGUAUGCUACACGCUGAACAAUACAUGUCUAAUUUCCAUAUUCCAAAUCUGCAGCAGAAGCAGCCGGCAAAUCUUCAGCAACCUCAACAACAGCAGCAGCAGCAGCAACAACAACAACAACAACAGCAACAUCAACUUCAGCAACAACCUGACCCCCGAUACGCUUCCUAUACGGCUCAGAAGGACAACCGGAAGCGCAAAUACGAUACGGCAGAAGUUGCCGAUCCCUUGAAUGUUCCCCAGCGUCGCCAGACCUCGAAUCGAAAGGCUAAGGCCAAGGCAAGCAACAUACAGCAAAUGAUUGAGCGUGGCCAAGGCACCGGUGGACUAGACCAAAUGGAGGACCCGGCGGAUUUUGCAGGAGACUCUGACGAAGAUCCUGCCUGGACGCCUCAGGAAAAAGAUGAUGACGACGAAGAACAAGAUAUGAUGGGCCGCAAGAAGGUCAAAAAACCCAAAUCUAAUCUUGGAAAACAACGGCCCCGCUCGAACAUCCUGUCAGUGGCUGCGGCUGGUGCUGGUAUAGCUGAUUAUGACUAUGGAAGCGAUAGUGACAAUGCGCUCGCUGGUAGAGCCGGAACAGCAGUCGUUGGUCAGCCUGCAAUGACCAAUCCUCAACAGCAGCAACAAACAGUACAUCAGCAGUCAAUUCUCCAGCAACAAAUACAGCAACAGCAACAACAACAACAGCUACUGCAGCAACAGCAAAUGUACCAACCGCAUGCGGCCAUUGCUACCAAUCAAAUCAUCCAGAAUCAGUACAUUCAACAACAACAACAACAACAACAACAACAACAACAACAGCAGCAACAACAACAACCGCAGAUUCAGCAAUACAGUACAGGGACAAUGGUGAAUCAACAACAGCAACAACAACAACAACAACCACAGCAACCACAGUCUACCAGCUCUAAUGAUGAUUUUCAGACUGGUGAUUUCGUGGUUAUUCGGUCGGAGCUCGUUCAGGACUACCCAUCAGUUUGGCGGGUAGAUGGUAAGACGUUGCUGCAAAAGUAUGAACCAUUCGACCAGAAUGGUAAAACGCUUCAUCGGAAUGUAUCAACGUACGCUGCGUGGAAUGCCGAAAGCAAGAAACUAUACGUAAAAAUUCCCGUUCGAUUCCGAGUGCACAACCAUAUGGAAUCCGUGGUUGAAUUCAUGCGCAACGAAAUGUCCAUCGACGAUACGGAACAGUUUCUGGAGAAAUCGAUGACCGAAACCAAGAUCUACCAGGACGUUUUUGAGGUGUACAUUCAGACUUUGAUCUCACAGGCAUUGGAUUCCAAUUUCUUGAAGGAAAUCUUCCAGGAGCAAGAUGACUACUUCCUAUCGCGAGUGCAGACCAUCGAUAGUCUCACCGAAGAUCGGAAGCGACGACUGAUUCAGAUUACACCGUGGUCGCGAAAUAUGAUCACGUCGAUAUCAACGUUCCCCGCAUAUGAUAUCAUGACCGAGCUUGGUCACACGAAUAUGAACCAUCCGGUAUGCGUGGCAUGCCAUCAACCAGGAAUUUCGGUGCGUAUCGUUCUUCAGGGUCAAACGUACAACUCGGCAACGCUGGCUCCGUGCCCCAUUCAAGACAACCGGAUUCAGUAUGAGAAGAACUUUCUACUCUGUCGUAUUUGUUCCUCCCGUUUUGAACUAUUACACAAGAUUUGCCACCAAAAGUAUAUGAUGUUCGUGGAAUGUGCAAAACGAGUCAACCAGCAGAUUUCCAACGAUUCGUCAAAGGCAGCCACAAUUAUCCUAAACGAACUGCUGGCGGACGAACAUUGGCUAACGAUGCUUUUCAAAGAAGUCCGUAGCAUUUGGGCGGAGAUCGAAAAUAUGGAACGCCAAUAUCGAUUCCAGGUGGCGUCCCAAUGAGAUAAGGGGAAGACUGCAAUAAAAACUACAUAACGUCAUCAACGGAUUAAUUAUUCCCCGUAAGUCAAGAUGGGUACAUAAAUACAUAAACGUUACAUACACAACAAGUAAGACAUAACACACAAAUAUAACAAUGGACUACAGAAUUCGCGCUAUAAAAUAGAAACUGAACGCAUUAAUUUAACAAUGAUACACUCAUACGCAUACACAAACAAAGCAGUAGAAAACUACACUUAAUACCAACAGAAGUUUUAGAAAGUGACAUACAACAGUAAGUAUUUCCUAUUAGAAACCCUUGGUGUAUUUAACCGGUAAUAACAUCAACAUCAAAAGCCUUAUAUUUAAGCAACCAUUUCAAUCAUUAGUAGAUGUUGUUUGAAUUGCUAUGGAUUUUUACCUUUUUUAUAAGCCACUAUGUAAUUCCUAUCUUACCACUUUUGGACAACGGACUUGGUUAGAGAAUGUUUUCUAUUUUUUGUUGAAGUUAAAUACGAAACGUGAGGCAAAACUUAACUAAAACUACAGAAAUACUGAAUUCGCAUAUUGUUAGAUAUUUUUUCUAAAUGAAACGAAACGGAUUAGUACACUACAUUGUCUAUUGUCUAUGUACUGUAAAAAUAUGAAACGUGAGAUGAAUAGAAUAAAACAAAACAAUA